AUGGUCGACAUGCUAGGCCUGGCAGAGAGCGCGGUGGAUUCGUCGAGGCACGCUGCCAUGCGGACAGCCCGGCUUCACUCCGUCGAUGGUCUGCCCCAGUGCCUCGCCCACAGUCUCAGGUACAUGAAAGAGUAUUUCCUCGGAGGUGCUGUGCGAUCCGCGACUCUGGUGGGCAGCUGUAACGAGCACAAACUCGUCUCUGCCGAAAAGUAUUGUGCCUUGGAUCUCGCCGAAGUUGCCUGUUUGAAGGAGCAGGCAGCACAAGCUCUGGAUGGUCAGGCCAUAUUCGUGAUCGACGAAGGGCGCUUUGUGCUGCGCCCUGUCGCGCCAUUACACCCUGUUGAUGGCAUCGGCGAGGAUGUGGCCUCUGGCUGGCCUAGGAAGGAUCCAAGCCCACGCAACGAAGAGUCUAUCCCGCGGUCGAUUAGCAAAAGUUUGUACCAAGUCGUUGACUGGGCAAGAGUGGACGGGCUUAGUAUGAGAGACGUUAACAGAGACGAGGGAUACCUCAGGCAGAUUGUCAGUAUAGCCCCGCAAGAAGUAUUUCUGGCAUAG
This is a messenger RNA of Microdochium trichocladiopsis, 555 nucleotides long. RefSeq lists its product as uncharacterized. The record is from RefSeq and is a predicted model, not a curated record. NCBI's taxonomy places the organism in Eukaryota, Fungi, Ascomycota, Sordariomycetes, Xylariales, Microdochiaceae. Bases 1 to 555 code for a protein of 184 amino acids. The transcript is spliced from 4 exons.